AUGGCGGCGCGGGCGCUGGCGCUGCUGGCGGCGCUGGGCGGGCUGGCGCUGCUGCCGGGCGGGCGGUGCGCGGCGCCGCUGGCCGACCUGCGCUCGCAGAUCUCGGGCGUCGAGUCGCUGCUGGAGGAGUUUCGCCGGCAGCUGCAGCAGGAGGAGCCGGGACCGCCGGCGGCGGGAGGCGGCGGCGACGGGGGGCGGUGCGGCGGCGGCGGCAGCAGCUUCUCCGCCAGGCCCGACUCCAUCAUCCGCACCAAGGACUCCAUCGCGGCCGGCGCCACCUUCCUGCGGGCCCCCGCCGCCGGGGCGGGCUGGCGGCAGUGCCUGGACGCCUGCUGCGCCGAGCCGCGCUGCACGCUGGCCGUGGUGCAGGGGCCCGCCCGGCCGCGGGGCGCGGCGGAGCAGGCCUGCUACCUCUUCAACUGCACGCACCGCGGCCGCCCCGUCUGCCGCUUCGCCCCGCACCGCGGCUACAGCACCUACAGCCGCCGGCCCGCCGGCCUCGCCCCGCCGCCGGAGGAAGAAGAAUACGACAAGCCUCCACAGUGCAAGGCAGGACAAGAUAUUGUGCUGCAGUCACCUGUGGACUGGGUGCUUUUGGACGGCCGAGAAAGCUCAGAUGACCAUGGAAUUGUGCAGUACGAGUGGACGUUGCUGCAGGGCGACCCGUUGGUUGAAAUGAAGGUACCACAACCAGGAACACUGAAACUAUCUCACAUCCAGGAGGGCAGGUAUGUUUUCCAGCUCACUGUGACAGACACUGCAGGUCAGCGGAGCUCUGACAACGUCUCUGUGACCGUUCUGCCCAUGGUGCAUUCUGCAGUAGCCUGUGUCGGGGUUUGCUCUCGCUACCAGUUUAUCUGUGAUGAUGGCUGCUGCAUUGACAUCACGUUUGCUUGCGAUGGCCUGAGACAGUGCCCUGAUGGAUCAGAUGAAACUUUCUGCCAGAAUUUGAGCCCGGGACGGAAGACGGUGACGCACGCAGCUCUUGGCACUACUCAGCAAAGGACUGUGGGACUGGCGGAGAACAUGGAUGAGAACUUCUCUGUGGAAAACACCCUGAAAACCACUGCCAGAAAUCAACCACUUCUUUCAGUGGAUGCAGAAAUGUCUAACCAAUCGCUUUCUCAGGGACCAAAGAAACAAAUCAGUGGAUUUGUGCCAGAUAGCAGUUCCUCAGGAAAAAGAGCAGAUGAUAAAAAUGGGAAGGGCAUAAGUGUGCCAAAGAGAGAUCAGCUUGGAGGUGGUCGUCCAGUCCCAGAAACAGGUGCUGUGUUACCCUUAGCCUUAGGCUUGGCCAUCACUGCUUUACUGCUGCUUAUGGUUGCUUGCAGACUGCGUUUAGUGCGACAGAAGCUUAAAAAAGCUCGACCCAUUACAUCUGAAGAGUCUGAUUACCUCAUCAAUGGGAUGUAUCUCUAAAAAUUUGAUUUAGGUCAGUUGUUUUCUCCCCUUUCUCCUCUGUCCAUGAACCUCUUGCCUCUAUAAAAGGACCAAAACCUUUAGUUAAGUUUUGAGUGUGGAAGAAACCUAUGAGAUGAGGAACACGUUCUUCCCCUUUGGUGGUAAAAUAAAAGUGGGUAGAUGUCUGUGCUCAGGCUGCAGCGAGUAGCUCCUGUUGGCUCUUGUGCAGAAGACAGUGUGAGAUGGGGACACCCCAGACUGGAUGCAGGGUGCCCUCACCCUCCCCACAGUAGCUGGGAUCCUGGCCAUGGCAGAGCAUGCCCCAGGGCCAGGGCACUGGAGCAGCCAAGGCCUGGCCACACUGGCCAAGGCGUGGAGGGAAGUCUGUGCCACCCUGCUCUUCUGAGUGCUGCCACCACUGUGCUUUGCUCUGGGGACCAGGGCGCUCCCAGCGCAACGCGUCACUUCCCUGUCCAGCAGAGGCUGAUUUGUGUACUUCCCAACGGAUAGACCAGGAGUAUUUUCAUUAAAUAAUUUGUCUUGCUUUGUUAAUUAAAAGCAAUGGCUACCUAAGCACCAGCUUUUGUAACAAAAUUUGGGAUUUAAGGAACAAAGCCUCUUUUCUUCAUUUGUAGCGCAAACCUCUGUCCAGCUAACAGAGUCACACUUACUAAAUGUUAUAAUGAAAAAUACAAGUCCUCAGCAAGUGAGUUUGGACUGACCAGUGCUCGACAGCAGUUCUGUGCAAUCCCAGAGGGCUUGUUCAGCCUUUUCCACCCCUAGCUCGACACCGCACGGUGUGAGAGCGCAGCACGCAGCGGCUUUUACCUGAGACACCGGAGUGUAGGAUUCCUGCUGGUUAUCCCAUAGCUCCCUGCAAAGCUUGAAAGCUUCGGCGACCUGCCCUCGCCUCAGCGAAAUUCUCAUAGAAUUAGAGCAAGUAAUUGAUAUGUGUGAGUGAACCUCAGAUGUGUUAACAGUAAAAUGUGUACAGUACCUGUUAUAUAUACUUACAUAUAUAUACACACCGUGCUGUCUGUCUUGUUUGACUGUCCAAGGAUGUCACAUUCAUCACAGGUCCCAAUAAAAACAGAGGCAAACAAGACAGGCAUCUUUUUGUAUGUCGUCUUUUGUACUUCAGUAACUUUGAGUCAGCGAGAAUAUUGCCAUGGUAUACAGAUAGUUCUUGAAGUUGCUCGUUACUUUAUGUAAAUUAGAUCUAAUAAACUUAUUUUAUUCUUA
This is a messenger RNA of Apus apus (common swift), 2643 nucleotides long. RefSeq names its product LDL receptor related protein 11 (gene LRP11). Gene Ontology annotation, molecular function: protein binding. The coding region runs from base 1 to 1419 and encodes 472 amino acids. NCBI's taxonomy places the organism in Eukaryota, Metazoa, Chordata, Aves, Apodiformes, Apodidae. The record is from RefSeq and is a predicted model, not a curated record. The transcript is spliced from 7 exons.